UACAAAUCAGACUUGGAAUGGCUGCGAGGCAUUGGCUGGAUGCCAGAGGGCUCUGUGGGAGUGGUCCAUGCGAAACACUGCCAAGACCUGGUGAACGAGAGAUUGUACAAGCUGCCUCGAGAUGCACUGAAGUUUACCAGUAUUGCUGACCCACCACCGGUUCUCUUGGCUAAGAUCAACAGCCAACAGAUCAGUGACAAUCUGUAUCGUGAAGCGUGGGACAAGGACAAGACACAGAUCACUAUUCCAUCGGAUACCCCUGUCAUGAUGCAGUCUAAGAUUAAUGCUCUGAACAUAAGCAGUAAACAUUAUACUGGAGCCUGGGAUGAGGCUAAGGCUAAAGGUUAUGACAUAAGAGCUGAUGCAAUUCCGAUCAAACAUGCAAGAGCCUCUCGAGAUAUUGCAAGUGAGUACAAGUACAAAGAAACCCAUGAGAAACAGAAAGGCCACUAUAUAGGAUGCCCUUCAGUGAAGGAGGAUCCUAAACUUACAUGGGCCGCCAAAGUAAUGAAGAUGAUAAACGACCGAUUGUAUAAGAAGGCCUACCACGACUCAAAGGCCAGGAUCACGAUACCAGGGGACAUGGUGGCCAUCGAGGCAGCCAAGCAGGGGCAGGCCUUAGCAAGUGACGUUGACUAUCAUCAGUACUUGCACCAGUGGACUUGUCUGCCAGACCAGAAUGAUGUGAUCCAAGCCAAGAAGGCAUAUGAACUUCAGAGCGAUAAUGUGUACAAAUCAGACUUGGAAUGGCUGCGAGGCAUUGGCUGGAUGCCGGAGGGCUCUGUGGGAGUGGUCCAUGCGAAACACUGCCAAGACCUGGUGAAUGAGAGAUUGUACAAGCUGCCUCGAGAUGCACUGAAGUUUACCAGUAUUGUCGACACACCACCGGUUCUCUUGGCUAAGGUCAACAGCCAACAGAUCAGUGACAAUCUGUAUCGCGAAGUGUGGGACAAAGAGAAGUCGCAGGUCACAAUUCCAUCGGAUACGCCUGUCAUGGUGCAAUCUAAGAUUAAUGCUGCAAAUAUAAGCAAUAAACUUUACACAGAAGCUUGGGAUGACAUUAAGAAAUAUAUUGACCUGAGAGCAGAUGCAGUCCCAAUCAAGACAGCCAAAGCCUCAAGAGAAAUUGCCAGUGAUUACAAGUACAAAGAAGGCUACCGUAAGCAAGUGGGACAUCACGUGGGAUGCCGUGAUGUCUAUGAUGACCCCAAGAUGGUACUGGCUAUGCACGUAGCCAAGCUGCAGAGUGAGAGGGAGUACAAGAAACAUUUUGAGAAAUACAAGACCAAGUUCAAUAGCCCAGUGGACAUGCUGUCCAUCUUGUUGGCCAAGAAAUGUCAGAAACUGGUUAGCGACAUUGAUUACCGCCGCUACCUGCAUGAAUGGAUAUGUCUGCCUGACCAGAAUGAUGUCAUUCAAGCCAAGAAAGCAUACGAGCUACAGAGUGAUGCUGUUUAUAAAUCCGACCUGGAAUGGUUACGUGGAAUUGGAUGGAUGCCAAGUGGUUCUGUCUCAGUCAACCAUGUCAAGCACGCUCAGGAUAUUUUGAGUGAGAGGCUGUAUCGUACAAAGGUUGAAACUCAGCCAUUUACCCCAGUGGCUGACAGGGUUGAUUACCGUACAGCCAAACAAGGAGGGGAAAUAUUAAGUGAUAUUAAAUACCACAAGGAAUGGAACAGCAUCAAGUCAAACUAUACCCUAACAGAGACACCACAGCUGCAAGCAGCUAAAGAAGCAGCCAGGAUUCUCAAUCAUCAUCUGUACAAGGAUAACUGGGAGAAACAGAAAUCUAUUGGCUAUAUAUUGCCUCCUGACAGCGUGCCUUUCCGCCAUGCCAAGCAUUCAAAUGACGUUCAAAGUGAGCUGAAAUACAAGGCAGACUAUGUCCACCAAAGAGGUCACUAUGUUGGAGUCAACAGUAUGCGAGAGGAUCCCAAACUGGUCUGGUUUGAGCAUGCUGGCAAAAUCCAGAAUGAUAGACUGUAUAAGGAGGCGUAUCACAAAACCAAGUCCAAAAUUCACAUACCUCCAGAUAUAUUAUCUGUCCUCGCAGCAAAAGACUGCCAGCAUGUUGUCAGUGAAAUUCCAUAUCGCCAUUACCUUCAUGAAUGGACGUGUCACCCUGACCAGAAUGACUGCAUCCAGGCAAAGAAAGCCUAUGACCUUCAGAGCGAUAAUAUUUAUAAAGCUGAUCUGGAAUGGCUCCGUGGCUGUGGUUGGAUGCCUUUAGAUUCAGUGGAGCAUCGGAAAGUGAAGAAGGCUCAGGAUCUGAUAAACAAGAGACUCUAUACAAAAGAGGCCCUGGAUAAUUUUGCAAACUUUACACCUGUAGAAGACCCUCCAGAUCUUGUUUUGGCAAAAGAACACACAAUCAUUCAGAGCGAUCUGAAAUACAAAGAAACCUUUAACCGUGACAGAGGCCACUACAUUGGUUCUGAUGAUACUCCAGCCCUGAGUCAUUCUCGAGAUAUGGCUAAGCUGUACAGUGAUUACUUAUACAAGGAACUGUGGGAAUCAAAUAAGGCCAUUGGGUACACUCUGCCUCCGGACUACAUCCCCAUUGUUGGUGCCAAGCAUGCAGAUUACAUUAACAGUCAGCUUAAAUAUAAAGAAGUGUAUGAGAAGCUGAAGGGCCAUUAUCUGGCUGGGAAACAAAUAAACGACUUCCCCAGUGUUGUCCAUUGUCUUGCUUUCCAAAAAAUAAGGAGUGCGUUGGCCUACAGGAAGAAUUAUGAGGAUACCAAGGCACACAUCCAUAUCCCAAGUGACAUGAUAAACCAUGUGCUGGCUAAGAGAUGCCAGUAUAUCCUCAGUGACCUUGAAUACCGAACUUACUUACAUCAGUGGAACUGUUUACCAGAAGAGAACCAUGUUAUUCUGGCUAAAAGAGCCCAGGAAAUUCUGAGUGAUGUUGUAUACAAGGAUGACUUAACAUGGCUGAAGGGAAUUGGAUGCUAUGUGUGGGAUACACCUCAGAUCCUGCAUGCUAAGAAGUCCUACGAUCUUCAGAGUCAACUGAUAUACACAAAAGCAGGAAAAGAAAAUUUACAGAAUUUUGGUCUGGUUAUGGACACUCCAGUUUAUGUAACUGCCAUCCAGAGCGGUAUCAAUGCCAGCGAUGUGAAAUACAAAGAACACUACCAUAAAUUCAAGGACCAAUAUACCACCGUGACAGAACCAGUAGAUCACGAAAGGAUUAAGAAGCUCAAGUACCUUUUCAGUAAUAACCUGUAUAAAAGGAUUUGGGAGAAGCUGAAGUCUGCCAGUUACACAUUACCUCCUGAUGCUGUGCCUUUUGUUCGUGCCAAAGAGCUGAAGUAUAAUGCCAGUAUUGUAAAAUAUCGGGAGGAAUAUGAUAAGUUUAAAGCACUUUAUACUCUUCCGAGAGGAGUUCAGGAUGAUCCCAAUACUGCAAGAUGCCUAAGAGUUGGCAAACUGAAUAUUGAUCGCUUAUAUAGAGAAACCUAUGAAAAGAACAAGGCCAAGAUCCAUAUUGUACCAGACAUGGUGGAGAUUGUGUCAGCCAAGAGCACUCAGAAGAAAGUCAGUGAAAUUGAUUAUCGCAUCCGCCUCCAUGAGUGGGCCAGCAUCGCAGACCCUCAUGCCAAUGCUCUUGCUCGAAAAGUCAAUGACCAGCUUAGUGAUAUUGUGUACAAAGAUGAUCUCAACUGGCUCAAAGGCAUAGGCUGCUUUGUUUGGGACACUCCAGCUAUUCUGCAUGCCAAACAUGCCUAUGACCUGCGUGAUGAUUUCAAAUACAAGGAAAAGGCAGAGAAAAUGAAGAGCAAAUACUCUGUGGUCUUGGACACACCUGUCUAUGUUCAGAACGUCCAGAGUGGCAAGAAUCUGAGUGAAUUUGUUUACCGCCAUAACUAUGUGCAGAAUAUCAAAGGGAAAUAUACUGCAACUGACAAGACAGUGGAUUUGGAACGAGCAACUCAUGCCUACAAAAUACAGCAUGAAGGCCUCUACCGAAAUGCUGGCCUGCGGGCACUUCCCACUGGAUACAAGCUUCCACCAGAUACUCCUGGUUUCAAGCAUGCUAAGCAUGCCCAUUACCUUGGCAGUUAUCUUAAAUAUAAGGAAGUCUAUGAACAUCUAAAAGGUAAAGGUUACAAUUUUGGACCCAAAGCUGUUCCAUUUGUGACUGUCCGGAAAGUCAAUAAAGUUCUCAAUGAGAGAUUAUACCGGGAGGCAUAUCACAAAAAUAAGGACAAGAUACAUACCACACCUGAUACACCAGAGAUCCGCCAAGUGAAAACAAACCAAGAAUCCAUCAGUGAUCUGAUUUACAAGACUGACUUCUUCAGGAUGCAGGGACACUUGAUAUCCUUGCCGUUCACUCCUCAGACAAUGCACAGCCAGUAUGUUGGAGAGAUUACAAGUGAUAUUAAAUAUAAAAGCGAUCUACAAUGGCUGAGAGGUCUGGGCUGCUUCUUAUAUGAUACUCCUGAUAUGGUCCGUGCUCGGCAUUUACGCAAGCUCUGGUCCCAUUACGUCUACACUGAAGCUGCAAAGAAGACACAAGAUAAAUAUCGUGUGGUCCUGGACACUCCUGUGUACAGGAACAUCCAGGAGCUAAAAACCCACUUGAGUGAACUUGUAUACAGAGCUGCAGGCCGAGAACAAAAGACUAAGUAUACAUCUGUCCUUGACACACCAGAUUAUAAUAGGGCCAAAAAAGGGCAAAAGAUACAGAGUCAGUACUUGUACAUUGAACUUGCCACCAAGGAAAGACCCCAUCACCAUGCUGGGGAUGGGACGCCUGCCUUGAAACUUGCCAAGCAUGUGAAGGACUUCUCCAGUGAGAAAAAAUACAAAGCCCUGUAUGAUAAACUGAAGCACAAGUAUGUAACUGUCCCGGACACACCAAUCCUCAUCAGGGCUAAGAAGGCCUACCUGAAUGCCAGUGAUCUGCGCUACAAGGAAACCUUUGAGCGCACAAAGGGUAAAUACCACACUGUGAAAGAUGCUUUGGAUAUUGUGUAUCAUCGCAAGGUCACUGAUGAUAUCAGCAAAGUGAAAUAUAAAGAAAAGUACAUGAGCCAGUUAGGAUUCUGGAGAUCUAUUCCAGACCGGCCAGAGUACUUCCAUCAUCGUGCAAUCACUGAUCAAGUCAGUGAUGUUAAAUAUAAGGAAGACCGGGAAGCACUCAAAGGCAUUGGCUGCUACGCAUGGGAUACUCCUGAUCUUGUUCUUGCAGAAAAGAAUAAGACGUUGUACAGUGCGUGUAAGUACAAGGAAUCAUUUGAAAAAGUAAAGGACAAGUUCCAGUAUGUUGCUGACUCUCCAAUUAACAGACAUUUUAAACAUGCUACUCAGCUGGUGAACCAGAAAAAAUAUAAGUCUAGUGCCAAGUUGUUCCUGCAACACGGAUGUAAUGAAAUUCUACGGCCAGAUAUGCUGACAGCCUUGUACAACACUUUUCAAUCGAGCCAGUACAAGUACAAAAGUCUGUAUGAAAAGCAGAAGGACAAGUUUACAAGCAUUGUGGAUACUCCAGAACAUCUGAGGACUACAAAAGUCAACAAGCAAAUCAGUGAUAUCCUUUACAAGCUGGAAUACAACAGGGCCAAACCUAAGGGAUAUACUACAAUUCAUGAUACCCCCAUGAUACUCCACGUACGCAAGGUCAUGGACAGGAUAAGUGAUCUGAAGUAUAAAGAACUCUAUGAACAGAAUAAGUCUCACUGCAAUGUUGUACCAGAUUCUGUUCAUAUUCGGGCUGCCAAGCAGGCCUACAAAGUAAACAGCAAUCUGGAUUAUAAGAAGAAAUAUGAAGCAGCCAAGGCAUUCUGGCACUGGACUGUGGACAGACCUGACUUUAUCCAGGCUGCUAAAACAUCCUUGCAGCAGAGUGAUUAUGAGUACAAACUGGACCGAGAGUUCCUCCGAGGAUGCAAGCUGUCUGUAACAGAUGACAAAAACACUGUGUUGGCUUUGCAGAAUGCAAUCUUGGCGAGUGAUAUAAAAUAUAAAGAGAAGCAUAAUAAGGAAAGGGGAAUUAUCCAUCCAGUUCCAGACACUCCUCAGAUCCUUCUUGCAAAGACUGUUAGCUCUCUUGUGUCUGAGAACAAAUACAAAGAACAUGUGAAGAAGCACCUUCCGCAUGGCUCCUUUACAAAAUUGCCUGAAACACUGGAUACCGUUCGUGUUAAAAAAGUAACAAAGAAUGUCAGUGAGACAAAUUAUAAAAAGAAGUUUCAGAAAGAGAAAGGCAAGUCAGACUAUUCAAUCAUGCUGGAACCCCCUGACGUGAAGCAUGCCAUGGAAGUUGCAAAGCAUCAGAGCACGAUCAAAUACAAAAAAGAUGCCAAAUCAAAGCUCCAUUACACCACUGUGGCUGAUCGACCAGACAUUAAGAAAGCCACCCAAGUCUCCCAUUUAGUUAGUGAUAUUGAAUACAAAGCCAAGUUUCGUGGAGAAGCUGGUAUGGGAGUCAGCAUGCUAGGACGACCAGAUAUUGAACUUGCUAAGGAGGUGUCUAAGCUGACAAGUCAGGUGAAAUACAAAGAAAGGUUCGACAAGGAGAAAGGGAAAAGGCCACAAUAUGACCUAAAGGAAAGCAAGAUCUACAAAACCUUAAAAGAUGCUCAUAACAUUGCUAGUGAGGUUAAAUAUAAGGCAGACUUGAAGAAGCUUCACAAACCUGUGACAGACAUGUCUGAAUCUCUCGCUAUGAAUCACGUGUUGAGCACCAGCCAGCUUGCCAGUUCUUACCAGUACAAGAAGCAAUAUGAGAAGAGCAAAGGUCACUACCACGUGGUCCCAGAUAACCUUGAGCAGGUCCAUCUGAAGGAGGCCUCAGAGCUCCAGAGCAUAGUAAAGUACAAGGAAAAAUAUGAAAAGGAAAGAGGAAAGCCUAUGCUGGACUUUGAAACACCAACGUACAUCACUGCUAGGGAGGCUCAGCAAAUGCAAAGCGAGAAAGAAUAUAAAAAAGAUUUUGAAGAGUCCAUUAAAGGCAGGAACCUUACUGGUCUGGAGAUCACACCAUCUUUAUUGCAUGUCAAAUAUGCCACCAAAAUAGCAAGCGAGAAAGAAUACAGGAGAGAUUUGGAAGAAGGUGUCAAAGGUAAAGGUCUAACCAUCCUGGAAGAGACCCCAGACUUAAUCAGAGCAAAGAAUGCAACUUACAUCUUGAAUGAGAAAGAGUACAAGAGAGCUCUGGAGAUGGAAAUCAAAGGAAGGGGCCUGACAGACCUUGCAUUGGAAACACCUGACUAUAUGAGGGCAAAGAAUGCCACAGACAUUGCUAGCCAGAUUAAAUACAAGCAAUCUGCAGAAAUGGAAAAGGUCAACUAUACUACAGUUGUCGACACUCCAGAUAUCAUCCACGCCCACAAUGUGAAGAACUUAUCCAGUCAGAAAAAGUAUAAGGAGGAUGCAGAGAGGACGAUGCAAUACUAUGUGCCUGUUCUAGAAACACCGGAAAUGCAGAGAGUUCGGGAGAACCAAAAGAACUUUAGCAUGCUUCAGUACCAACAUGAUCUUCAGGACAGCAAAGGAAAAGUCACAGUUGUAAAUGAAACACCAGAAAUACUACGAGUUAAAGAAAACCAGAAGAACUUCAGCACGAUUUUAUAUAAAGAAGAUAUUGGAACAGGAACAGCUAUUGAAAAGACGCCUGAGAUGCAGAGAAUUAAACAAACCCAGGAUGCAAUAAGCACGAUUAAGUACAAGGAACACAUUGGAAAAGGAACUCCGAUUCCUGAUCUUCCUGAAGUAAAACGUGUCAAGGAAACUCAGAAGCACAUCAGCUCGGUUUUGUACAAAGAGAAUACAGGGCAAGGAACUCCGAUACCCGUUACUCCAGAGAUAGAGAGAGUCAAACGCAAUCAAGAACACAUUAGCUCGGUGCUUUACAAAGAAGACUUGGGGGCAGGAAUGGCAACUCCUGUUACCCCAGAAAUGGAGAGAGUCAAGCGUAAUCAGGAGAACAUUAGCUCGGUGUUGUACAAAGAACAUUUAGGGACUGGAACCCCAACACCUAUUACUCCAGAGAUGGAGAGAGUCAAACGCAAUCAAGAAAACUUUAGCUCGGUCCUAUACAAAGAAAGCCUAGGGACAGGGAUACCAACUCCUGUCACUCCAGAGAUUGAAAGAGUCAAACACAACCAAGAAAUCUUUAGCUCGGUGUGGUACAAAGACAAUAUAGGGAAAGCAACCCCAACUCCUGUCACUCCUGAGAUGGAGAGAGUCAAACGCAAUCAAGAACACAUUAGCUCGGUUUUGUACAAAGAGGGAUUGGGGAAAGGUACCCCAACACCAGUCACUCCUGAGAUGAAGAGAGUCAAGCGCAAUCAAGAGUUCAUUAGCUCGGUAUUGUACAAAGAACACUUGGGAAAAGGAACCCCGACAUCUAUCACUCCAGAGAUGGAGAGAGCUAAACGCAAUCAAGAAAACAUUAGCUCGGUUCUCUAUUCUGAUAGUUUCCGGAAACAAGUGCAAGGUAAAGCAGCCUUUGUCCUGGAUACCCCUGAAAUGAGACGUGUUCGGGAAACACAGCGACACAUUUCCACAGUGAAAUAUCAUGAAGACUUUGAAAAGACCAAAGGCAGCUUCACGCCUGUAGUUACUGACCCCAUAACAGAGCGUGUAAAGAAGAACAUGCAAGACUUCAGUGAUAUCAGCUACAGAGGCAUUCAGAGACGGGUUGUGGAAAUGGAGCGGAAACGGAUAGAUCAGGAUCAAGAACUGAAUAACCUCACAGGGCUUCGUGUGUGGCGUACGAACCCUGGAUCAGUCUUUGACUAUGACCCAGCAGAAGACAACAUUCAGUCAAGAAGCUUACACAUGCUUUCUGUCCAAGCCCAGCGACGCAGCCGUGAGCAAUCCCGCUCUGCCAGUGCGCUCAGCAUCAGUGCUGGUGAUGAAAAAUCUGAGCAUUCAGAGGCUGCUGAUCAACACCUGUCUUACUACAGCAAUGGAAGCUUUUUCCCCACGACAACAACAGUGGAGUACAAACAUGCUAAAACUGUAGAGCUGCCACAGCAGAGAUCAUCUUCUGUUGCCACCCAGCAGACAACAGUAUCUUCGCUCCCCUCUCAUCCAUCCACUGCAGGGAAGACCUACCGUGCCAUGUAUGACUACACCGCAGCAGACGCAGAUGAAGUAUCCUUCAAAGAUGGUGAUACGGUCGUCAACGUCCAAGCCAUUGACGAAGGCUGGAUGUACGGGACUGUGCAAAGAACAGGCAAGACAGGCAUGCUGCCGGCCAACUAUGUAGAGGCAGUUUAAGUCAGAACAGACUUAAGCCACUUUCCAUGAAAUGCAGCGACCGGGGCAAUGAAAAGGCACUUGACACAGCAUCACUCCACUGUAACCCAUAACACUUUCUCCAGUGCCACCUUGUUCUGUUCUGUUGAUACACAUUCUUUGUCAUCCAAAAUGUUCAGCAAACAUCCCACAUCAGAACCAAAUUCUUAAGAUUUUAGUUACAGAGCAAGGUGAAUGACAUCCUACCAGUUUCCACCACUAAUUUGAAUUAACUGGAUUUUCACAUUCAAACUAGAGUUGCUUCAGUCUGACUCCCAGGUGUUGUCACUCUUUUUGUUUGGAAUCAAGCUGAAUUUCCACCCUACACAUUUUUUUGAAAAGAAAACCUAAUGGUGUUGGCUUUAGUGGUUUCUUAUCAAGCUUUCUCCUUCGAUGUCCUAAAAGGAGCUGAAUGUAUUAAUUUCUGUUUCAAGUACGCAACUAUGUAACAUCUCAAAUAAGGCAAAAUGUGGAAAAGCCUCUCCUUUUGUCUGCUUAGAGAACGCUGCUGCAUGCCUUUUUCAUCUGCGAGUUCUUGGGUCACAGUGCUGUAACUCCCUCUCAGAUUAGUAACUAAUAAAUUUCAUGUUUCUGCA
Molecule: messenger RNA, 9854 nt
Organism: Varanus komodoensis (Komodo dragon)
Lineage: Eukaryota; Metazoa; Chordata; Lepidosauria; Squamata; Varanidae
Gene: NEB
Product: nebulin
Exons: 77
Coding region: 40-9240 (3066 amino acids)
Biological process (GO): cardiac muscle thin filament assembly
Cellular component (GO): Z disc
Molecular function (GO): actin filament binding
Source: RefSeq, a predicted model, not a curated record